This is a messenger RNA of Aspergillus pseudotamarii, 1272 nucleotides long. It is a transcript of the gene dprC, whose product is annotated as protein dprC. The record is from RefSeq and is a predicted model, not a curated record. The transcript is spliced from 2 exons. The coding region runs from base 1 to 1272 and encodes 423 amino acids. Lineage: Eukaryota; Fungi; Ascomycota; Eurotiomycetes; Eurotiales; Aspergillaceae.
AUGAGCAGCACGCAGCCACCUUACUAUUCCUCCUCCUUCGGGGAUCCCACUCAGCACCCCAGCUCGUCUCAACCGAUUGGCACUCAGGUUGGGGGCGUUGACCCUAGUGAUCCUCGUACUGGGCCUGCUCCACACACAGCUGGCCCACACAAGUCCGACAUAGCCAACAAGCUCGAUCCUCGUGUGGAUAGUGACCUGAGCAAGGAGAAGCAGUCAAGCCACGCCGGCGUUGGUGCAGCUGGUGGCGCUAGCAACACCCGUUCAGGAUCUGCCCAGAAGACGGCGGGUCCUCACACCUCGGACACUGGUAAUAAGCUUGACCCUCGUGUCGACAGCGAUAUGGAUAACCGUGCCCGUCACGCACCAGGCACCGCGGCCAGCGAUGGCCGUACAGGGCCUGCCCCUAGAACUGCUGGGCCCCAUGAAUCUGACAUGGGUAACAAGCUUGACCCCCGUAUUGACAGUGACAUAGACAAUCGUGCGUCAGGGGCCGUGUCGAGCAAUACUCGUGCUGGACACACUCAAAGAACCGCCGGUCCCCACGAGUCUGACAUGGGCAACAAACUUGACCCUCGUGUUGACAGCGAUGUGGACAACCGUGCUCAGUAUGCACCACAAACCACUCACAACCGUAACGCCUCCCACAUGGCCGGUACUGGAGCCACUACUUCCAGCACGACUGGUCCUCACAGCUCUAAGAUUGGCAACAAGAUGGACCCUCGUGUUGACAGUGACCUCGACAACCGCGCUCAGUACGCCCCAGGCACUACGAAGACGGGUAACGAAAACCCUUAUGCUACGCAGAACACCACGCUUAGCAGCGGUUCCAACGCUGGGCCCCAUGAGUCUAAGAUGAUGAACAAGCUCGAUCCUCGCGUGGACGCCCAAACUGGCGACGUGUCUUCCAAGACAACCAGCCAGCCUCAUGGCUCUCAGUUCACCGGUAACACCGAUUCUCAAUAUGGGACCAAUGCCACUGGGCCAUCUACCGGAGCCGGGUACGCGUCCAGCGGCGUAGGAUACCGACCUGCAGAGUCAUCUAGCAGCGCACCUGGGUCCAGGGCUGCUCAGAAGGGUGCAGAUGUUGGUUCCGGUGUGAAGGGAGCUUUUGCCGGCGCUCACGGCAUGGGAGAAUCUCUCCGCGGUGGUCUUAAUGCGGCGGUCGAUAAGACCUUUGGCCACGAAGAGGGCGUCGCAAAGAACGAUGCUAUUGCCAGCCAAGGGGAACGGGAGAUACGCACUGGAAACUUCGGCCGAGGAAAUGCUUACUGA